AUGUGGGUGGAGAAGUAUCGCCCGAGCCGGCUCGCGGACGUCGCCGCGCACAAAGACAUCAUCGACACGAUCGGGCGACUCACGAAGGAGGACAAGCUGCCGCAUCUUCUUCUGUACGGGCCUCCGGGGACGGGGAAGACGUCCACGAUCUUGGCCGUCGCGAAGGAGCUGUACGGACCCGCGUUCGCGCAGAUGACGCUGGAGUUGAACGCGUCCGACGACCGCGGCAUCGACGUCGUGCGGAACGAGAUCCAAUCCUUCGCGUCCACGAUGCGCUUCAACGCGACCGGGUUCAAGCUCAUCAUCCUCGACGAGUGCGACAGCAUGACGAAAGACGCGCAGUUCGCGCUGCGUCGCGUCAUUGAAAAAUACACGAAACACACGCGCUUCUGCCUCAUCGGAAACUACGUCUCUAAGAUCAUCCCGGCGUUGCAGUCGCGAUGCACGCGGUUCAGGUUCGCGCCGCUCGGCCCGGAGAGCGUCCGCGAGCGCGUCAAGCACGUCGUCGCGAGCGAGGGCGUGGAGAUCACGGAAGAGGGGCUCGCCGCGGUGCAGACGCUCGGCGCCGGGGACAUGCGUCGCACGCUGAACAUUCUUCAGGCGCGUUCGUAUUCACACUGGUCCCCAUACGACCCCGUUGGCGAGGACCCCGCCGCGCCGCUCGACGCCGACGCCGUCUACGCGACGACCGGGCAACCGCGCCCCGCGGACGUCGAGGCCAUCGCGGGGGUGUUACUCAACGAGCCGUUCGCGGAGGCGGUGGCGCGGGUGGAGGAGAUCAAGACGUCGCGCGGGCUCGCGCUCGGCGACGUCGCGAGGCUGCUGUGCGAGUACGUCUUCCGGCUGCACAUGCCGCCGACGGCGCGCGCGGCGCUCGUGUCGGAGAUGGCGGACGUCGAGCACCGGCUGGCGUACGUGACGCACGAGCGGAUGCAGUUGUUGGCGCUCGUGGGGGCGUUCUCGAACGCGAAGGAGGCGAUCGUGAACGCGGCGCAGUGA
Micromonas pusilla CCMP1545 is the source of this 999-nucleotide messenger RNA. RefSeq lists its product as uncharacterized. Gene Ontology annotation, molecular function: DNA clamp loader activity; DNA binding; ATP hydrolysis activity. Gene Ontology annotation, biological process: DNA repair; DNA-templated DNA replication. Bases 1 to 999 code for a protein of 332 amino acids. The record is from RefSeq and is a predicted model, not a curated record. Lineage: Eukaryota; Viridiplantae; Chlorophyta; Mamiellophyceae; Mamiellales; Mamiellaceae. Gene Ontology annotation, cellular component: DNA replication factor C complex; nucleus. The transcript has 4 exons.